Molecule: messenger RNA, 2696 nt
Organism: Myotis myotis
Lineage: Eukaryota; Metazoa; Chordata; Mammalia; Chiroptera; Vespertilionidae
Gene: PPP2R3B
Product: protein phosphatase 2 regulatory subunit B''beta
Exons: 13
Coding region: 416-2146 (576 amino acids)
Biological process (GO): protein dephosphorylation
Cellular component (GO): protein phosphatase type 2A complex
Molecular function (GO): protein phosphatase regulator activity; calcium ion binding
Source: RefSeq, a predicted model, not a curated record
UCCAGCUCCUCUCUGCUGCAGGGAGGGGCGGGCGCAGGCUGACCGGCUCUGUGCUGGGGAGGGGCCAGCACCCAUCAUCCGCCCAGCUCCUUGAGGGGUCCAGUCUGUGCCGGAUGGACGGACGGAGGGACUUCACUUCCCAGGAGCCAAGGGACCCUUUGUCCCCUCCCUCCAGACGGCCCACGUCUCAGACCAGCUGUCCCUCCGACUGCUCACUUGCUCAGCCACAGGCAGGACAGUCGGACGUGUGGUCUCGGAGCCCCGGCGGCCGCAGGAGAGCGCGGGGAGCCGGCUCCCUCCUGCCGCUGCCGCCACCACCACCACCACCACCACCACCACCACCACCGCCGCGCCCGCCCAUCCUGCUCAGCUGCUCCCGGCGCCCCCGCCCCAGCAUGUGCCCUCAGCCUGUGGAAUGCGUGCGGCCCCGGCCCGGCCCCCACAGCGCCCGCCUGGCCCUGGCCGCGCAUGGAGCGCGCUGAGCCCGGCCGCCCUGCCCGUCCCGCCCGGAGCGGCUGCCGCCCCGACCCCCCGGGCCCCCCCGGCCCCCCCCAGCCCCCGCCCCGCGAGCCCGGCGCCCGGCCCGGGCGGCCCAUGCGCCCCGACAUGCGGCUGCGGGAGCUGUCCCUGCGCCAGGACCCCGACCUGCGGCAGGAGCUCGCCUCGCUGGCCCGCGGCUGCGACUUCGUGCUGCCCUCGCGCUUCAAGAAGAGGCUCAAGGCCUUCCAGCAGGUUCAGACGAAGAAGGAGGAGCCCCGGCCGCCGGCCGCCAGCCAGAGCAUCCCCACCUUCUACUUCCCCCGGGGCCGCCCGCAGGGCACGGCGGACAGCGACGCCAUCAUCGCCAGGAUCGAGCGGACCUUCGCCCAGUUCCCGCACGAGCGGGCCACCAUGGAGGACAUGGGCAAAGUGGCCAAGGCCUGCGGCUGCCCGCUGUACUGGAAGGGGCCGCUCUUCUGUGCCGCCGGCGGAGAGCGCACAGGCUCCGUCUCCGUCCACAAGUUCGUGGCCAUGUGGAGAAAGCCGCCCUCUGCCCAGGAUCCUGCAGAACUGCCACGACGAGGCCACGCGGUUCGUGCACCUGCUCAUGAGCCCGGGCUGCAACUACCUGGUGCAGGAGGACUUCGUCCCCUUCCUGCAGGACGUGGUGAACACGCACCCGGGCCUGGCGUUCCUGAAGGCGGCCUCGGAGUUCCACUCGCGCUACAUCACCACCGUCAUCCAGCGGAUCUUCUACGCGGUCAACAGGUCCUGGUCCGGCAGGAUCACCUCUGCCGAGCUCCGGAGGAGCUCCUUCCUGCAGAACGUGGCGCUGCUGGAGGAGGAGGCAGACAUCAACCAGCUGACGGAGUUCUUCUCCUACGAGCACUUCUACGUCAUCUACUGCAAGUUCUGGGAGCUGGACACCGACCACGACCUGCUCAUCGGCCAGCAGGACCUGGCCCGGCACAACGACCACGCCAUCUCCACCAAGAUGAUCGAGAGGAUCUUCUCGGGAGCCGUGACGCGGGGCCGGAAGGUGCAGAAGGAGGGGAAGAUCAGCUACGCCGACUUCGUGUGGUUCCUGAUCUCUGAGGAGGACAAGAGAACCCCCACCAGCAUCGAGUACUGGUUCCGCUGCAUGGACCUGGACGGGGACGGGGCGCUGUCCAUGUUCGAGCUGGAGCACUUCUACGAGGAGCAGAGCCGCCGGCUGGACAGCAUGGGCAUCGAGGCCCUGCCCUUCGAGGACUGUCUGUGCCAGAUGCUGGACCUGGUCCAGCCCCAGAGCCCAGGGAAGAUCACGCUGCGGGACCUGAAGCGCUGCCGGCUGGCCCACAUCUUCUUCGACACCUUUUUCAACAUCGAGAAGUACCUGGACCACGAGCAGAGGGAGCAGGUGUCCCUGCUCAGGGAGACGGAGGCGGAGGGCCCCGAGCUGUCGGACUGGGAGCGGUACGCGGCCGAGGAGUACGACCUGCUGGUGGCCGAGGAGGCUGCGGGGGAGCCCUGGGAGGACGGGUACGAGGCGGAGCUGAGCCCCGUGGACCAGAAGCUGGGCGGCCUGCGCACGGCCCUGGCCCAGAGGCCCUUCCUGGAGGCGCCGGCGCUGGGCGCGGUGCACCUGUUCGACUGCGAGGCCGACGAGGAGCUGCAGCCGUCCUGACUCCCAAGUCCUGAGCCCGGGCGUCCUGAGGGCGUCCACGGCCCGGCCCCGGGGGGACAGCGUGUGCGUGUGGGUGGCUGAGCUUCUACAGACGUGAGCUGCGUGUGCGACGGCGACCUGUUUAUUCACACGGAGGCCGGUCCCAGGGGGUCCCCGGAGGCUGUGUCCCCGCCCCCCUGGCGGGCAGAGCAGGCGCCCCGGACCCGGGGACGCGGUGGGACCCCCACAGCCCUGGCUGGCUGCCCCGGGGAGGUGUUUGCAGAGACGGGCCCAGGACGGUUCGCACCCCAGGGUCCGGCGUCAGCCCGGGAUGCCCUGCUUGACCUCGGCCGAGUGCCCGAGCUGGAGCCGCGCGGCUCUCUGCACGCGUGUCCCUCUGCACGCGUGUCCGGGCACGGGGCCUCCCACACGGGCGCUGAGGUGGCCGCGUCCUCCUGAGUGUACAGACCGUGUAAAGUGAACUGUUAUUUGCUGUGCAGAGCGAUUUUAAAACGUUUUACGAGAUCACAUUUGUAUUUUCGAAUAAAUAACUUGAGGGUUUUCAGCCUUA